AUGCCGGCCGCGCGAGUCCGAACGGUUCAAGGGUCAUGUUGGCCGUGCAAAAAACGUCGUGGCAUCUGGGGCUGUGUGCAACUAUGCAGAACUGCUCGUGCGCUGGAAGAUUUCCCUCCCAAACACCAAGGCCGUGACGAGAAAGUCUUGGCCAUCGCCGUCACCAUCACCAUCGCCUUUGCCUUUGCCAUCCAGAUCACUGUCACGCCCCCGAUCCCGACCCAGAUCUCGGUUCCGGUCGCCGUCGCCGUCGUUGUCAGUGUUACUGUCACCAUGCUCGUUGCUAUCGUCGAUGACCCUACCCAACCCUUUUGA
Messenger RNA from Exophiala mesophila, 315 nucleotides. RefSeq lists its product as uncharacterized. The transcript is spliced from 2 exons. Bases 1 to 315 code for a protein of 104 amino acids. The record is from RefSeq and is a predicted model, not a curated record. Lineage: Eukaryota; Fungi; Ascomycota; Eurotiomycetes; Chaetothyriales; Herpotrichiellaceae.